AUGACACGCCCUGAUAUAUCAUUUGCUGUCAACCAUUUAAGUCAGUUUCUCCAAUGUCCAACUACAAGCCAUUGGCAAGCUAUUAAAAGAAUUCUCAGAUACAUCAAGGGCACUCAAAACUAUGGUCUACUGUUCCACCCUAGCUGUGAUCUAUUAAUCAGUGCUUACUCCGAUGCAGAUUGGGCAGCUAACGUUGAUGAUCGACGAUCAGUUGCUGCAUAUUGUGUAUUCCUUGGAGGAAACCUUGUGUCUUGGUCAUCCAAGAAACAAAAUUUUGUGGCAAGAUCAAGCACCGAAUCAGAGUAUAGAGUGAUUGCUCAUGCCUUAGCUGAACUGAUUGGAUUAACCAACUAUUGCAGGAAAUUGGGUUUGUGCCAUCUACACCUCUUGUGUUGUGGUGUGACAAUGUCAGCGCAAAAGCUCUUAUUGUAA
This is a messenger RNA of Benincasa hispida (wax gourd), 432 nucleotides long. Lineage: Eukaryota; Viridiplantae; Streptophyta; Magnoliopsida; Cucurbitales; Cucurbitaceae. The record is from RefSeq and is a predicted model, not a curated record.